Messenger RNA from Zophobas morio, 1622 nucleotides. Its product is annotated as cytochrome P450 306a1-like. The record is from RefSeq and is a predicted model, not a curated record. Gene Ontology annotation, biological process: xenobiotic metabolic process. Gene Ontology annotation, cellular component: intracellular membrane-bounded organelle; cytoplasm. The coding region runs from base 111 to 1562 and encodes 483 amino acids. The transcript is spliced from 6 exons. Gene Ontology annotation, molecular function: iron ion binding; oxidoreductase activity, acting on paired donors, with incorporation or reduction of molecular oxygen, reduced flavin or flavoprotein as one donor, and incorporation of one atom of oxygen; heme binding. NCBI's taxonomy places the organism in Eukaryota, Metazoa, Arthropoda, Insecta, Coleoptera, Tenebrionidae.
UCUUUUUAAAAAAUAAACCAGUCCGGUCGGACGAAAACCGGCUGACUAAUAACUUUAUAAAAGAAAUAUUUGCUUCUUAGUUAAACAAAUAAGUGUGCAAUUUUAAAAACAUGGCCACCACUAUAUUUAUCAUAAUGAUUAUAGUAAUCCUGCUUUUGGUGAAAAUUAUCCGGGACAAAAAAUAUCUUCCAGGACCUUGGAAUUUACCAGUGAUUGGUUACUUACAUAAACUGGAUCCAACAGCACCUUACUUGACUCUAACCGAACUUGCCCAAAAAUAUGGACCGAUUUACAACAUCAAACUUGGCAUGCUUAAUGUAGCAGUCUUAGCUGACGCUAGAAUAUUAAAAAAGGUGUUGGCAAAAGACGAAACACUUGAAAGAUCGCCUCUCUUUUUGAUUGAUACUGCAUUUGAAGGCAGAGGUCUUGCACAUGCUAAUAUUGAUCUAUGGAAAGACCAACGUAAGUUUGCGGCAAAUUUUUUGAGAACAGUAGGAGCCGCUAGAGUUUCUCCUAACAGGAAAACUUGUGAAUCAUUGAUAAAAAAACAUGUUGACGAAUUUGUACAAAUUGUAAAAAAUCAAGCUCUUGGUAAACCACUGGAUCCUUCAGAACUUAUCAUCCAUUUGAUAAGCAGCACCGGUAGCAGUUUAUUUUUGGGCCAACCAUUUUCUUUGAAUGACAAAAAAGUUUCUGAUUUAGCACGAAAUAUUCACGUAUUCAUUAAAUUAUUAAUGAUUGGAACUCCAUUGAACUUCCUGCCAUUCCUACGUUUUUUGCCUCCAUACAAGAAAAAAUUAGCGUUGCUAAAACAAGCCGUUCGCACAGGUCGUGACAUUCAAGGAAAACUGAUACAUGAAUGUGAAAAAUCGACGAAUUCUCGGCCAAAUCUCCUUAAGGCCUUUCAGUUACAUAUAUCCGAAAGCAAAUCCGACCAAGUUUACACUCUUGAUCAACUACAUCGCCUUUUCUUUGACCUUUACAUUGGUUUUACGGAAACCACUAUAACUUCCUUGCUUUGGAUUUUGCUAUAUUUAGCCCAACACGUUGAAGUUCAGACUAAAAUUCGACAAGAACUCUUUUGGGUGUUACAAGGUGAAUCACUGGAGUUGGCGGAUUUCGAAAAUUUGCAUUACACUAAAGCAGCUCUUGCCGAAAUUGCCAGAAUUAGAACUGUAUUACCACUAGGGGUACCGCACUAUGCCUCCGAAAAUAUAUACCUUGAUGGGUUGACGAUUCCAAAAGGCACGAUGAUAAUGCCGUUGUUGUGGGGAAUUCAUAUGGAUCCCAAAGUUCACAAAGACCCGGAAGAGUUUCGCCCUGAAAGAUUUAUAGACAGCGAUGGGAAGUUUUUUAAACCGGAAUCAUUCCUUCCAUUUCAAAGCGGUAAACGGAUGUGCGUUGGCGAAGACAUAGCAAACAUGGUAACGACAAUAUUUAUUGCUGGUGUUUUACAGAAUUUUAGAAUCGGGGCUGUUGACUCUGUACCGAUAGAUUUUACUGGUAGUUGUGGUGCCGCACUUACCCCUAAACCGCAGAAGCUUAUCUUUACGAAGAUCUGAUGGGAUAUUUAAAAAUGUAAAAUGUAGAAUGUAGAAUAUAGAAGUUUAUUUAUAUUUUCA